AAAAAUAAGCAAACUGCCAACCCUGACCCAAAAAGCUCACAGAUCUUUUUAUCUCUCUUUCUUCAUUUGCAUAAAAAGAGUUAGUAUCACCUUUUUACCCCCUAAUUGCUCAACAACAAAACAAUCAAAACCCAUUCAUAAAGGUUUUUCAUUUUGGCCUCAUACUUUUCUUGUCAAUCAAACAACCUAAACCCUAAAAGGAACAUCUCCAAAAGGUUGUCAUUUGGGAUUUGAGCUCUCUUUGUGAUACCACAGCCUGCACUUAGAGUUUUUCCCCCUUUGAAAAAUCUCUCAUUAUUUUCGAUUUCAUUUCCGUAAGAAAAGAAACUAUGAGCCUCAACUGCCUCGCUUGCCACAUCCUCCAAAGAACAGACUCGGACAGAGACAUAGGAAGCCGUAAAGAUUCAAACUUGAAUGAAAGUUUCGCAACGUCAAGAUAUGAAAAGAUGAGAAGGAACAGAUCAUCGUUGCCCGUACCGAGACGGGUCAAUAAGGGUCAUCGCAGGCUUUACAGUGCGGAGAUGGUGGUCUAUGGGGAUCUGGACGAGCCCAAGCUGGUCAGAAGCAGUGGGAUCAGAAGGGAUUGGAGCUUUGAAGAUCUAAAGAAACAAAAAGAUCAGCUAAGAAUUGAAGAUACGAUAAAGGAAUAAAAAAGAUCCUUUACUAGG
Molecule: messenger RNA, 668 nt
Organism: Camelina sativa (false flax)
Lineage: Eukaryota; Viridiplantae; Streptophyta; Magnoliopsida; Brassicales; Brassicaceae
Source: RefSeq, a predicted model, not a curated record